CGCACCCGUCGCUCGGCACUCAAUACUCAGGCUUUAAAAGUAAGCCCCACGGACUAUAGAGUGUACCCAAACAGCUGAAAGCUUCACCAUGACUGAUGCCGAGGAUACAGAAUUUUCAAACGAUUCUUACACAUUUUUUGGUCCUGUGGGAAUGGCUUUCUCAGACGACAAUGUUCUAGAUGAAACGAAAGAAGUUAAAAUUGUUUUGAGUAUUAUUCUGGGCAUAUGUAUGGUUCUCAGUAUUGUUGGUAAUGUUUGUACUUGUGCGGUCAUAAUUCGAGAUAGAUCUAUGAGAACGCCGACGAACUGCUACCUCUUUAACUUGGCUGUGACCGAUCUUCUUAUGUGUUUCUUUGUGCCAAUCGAGAUAUACAUAAUUUGGAUCCCAGAUUACUACCCGCUCGGAGAGGAAGGUUGUCGGAUACACUUCAUAAUGUGGGACAGCCUGAGCAACUGCAGCGUGCUGACCAUCUCAGCGCUGACCGUGGAGAGAUACCUGGUCGUCUCCAAGCCGUUCCUCCGCCAGAAACUCGCCUUGAAAUCGCGUGUUUACAAAAUUGUGGCAAUCAUAUGGGUCAUCUCCUUUGCAUUCUGCAUCCCUGAUAUAUUUUUCAUAGACCUCUCCGAACGAAAGAAGUCUAUAUUUUGUUACAUAAAUAUCCCGAGUCCGAUAAGGAUUUUGUUUAUGAUAGAAUUAGUGGUGUUCUUCUUAAUGCCUUUGACUUUGAUUUUAAUGUUAUAUCUGUAUAUGGCUAUCAAAUUAAAGUCUACCAACCUGAGGAGAAGUCCUUUCGACGGAAACCAAAACCGACACAAGGCAGUCAAAAUGUUAGCGGCGGUGGCGGCAUCAUUCUUCUUCUGCUGGUUCCCGUACUGCAUUCUACGGAUCAUGUUCAGCCAUCCCGGAUUCAAGUACGAAGACUCUUACAGUGUGUGGCGGAUUUUAAACUUCCUGUGUUACAAUGGAUACGUGUCGACUGCCAUAAAUCCCAUCUUAUACAGCCUUAUGUCGCGGAAAUUUCGACAAGCUUUCAAAGACUUCUUCAAAGGCAGACGUUUACGGUAUGGUACGAAGAUAACUAAUACACCAGGGCGACCCAAUUCUGCAAUCAAAUAAAUACAAUGUACACAAACCUUGAAACAACGUGCAUAUCUCCACGGAGAUUGCAGCAGCUUAAUUUUUGUUGUAAAAUGAAAUCGGAUAAAC
Messenger RNA from Plodia interpunctella (Indianmeal moth), 1207 nucleotides. It is a transcript of the gene NGR-A2, whose product is annotated as neuropeptides capa receptor-like. Gene Ontology annotation, molecular function: G protein-coupled receptor activity. The transcript has 4 exons. Lineage: Eukaryota; Metazoa; Arthropoda; Insecta; Lepidoptera; Pyralidae. Gene Ontology annotation, cellular component: plasma membrane. The record is from RefSeq and is a predicted model, not a curated record. The coding region runs from base 89 to 1117 and encodes 342 amino acids. Gene Ontology annotation, biological process: G protein-coupled receptor signaling pathway.